CACAGUUACGCGGAUUUGUGCUUUGCCGCCGCGGAUCGUGUCAUUUCUUUGAAGUCUGGUUACUAAAAAUGCAGCUUGGCCAGCGCGUUCGCCCAUUCAGCGGACCCUCGGCGGCCCGCCGGCCAGCACGUGCUGGCUCUGUUACCGUCCGGGCUGCUGCAGCUACUCGUGAUCCCAAGCAGCGGAUUGUCAUUACUGGCAUCGGCAUCUGCAGCGUCCACGGCAAUGACCCAGACACCUUUUACAGCAAGCUCCUGGACGGUGUUAGCGGUGUUGGGGCUAUUGACCGCUUCGAUGCUUCAGAGUUUCCUACUCGCUUCGCUGCCCAGAUCAAGAACUUUGACGAUGAGGGCAUGAUUGACAAGAAGAACGCCCGGCGCUACGAUGACUGCCUCAAGUAUACGAUGGUUAGCGGCAAGAAGGCGCUGGUGAUGGCGGGUCUGGAGAAGGAGCGCUGCGCGGCGGGCUACCAGCAGGUGGACCCGACCCGUGUUGGUGUGCUGGUGGGCACCGGCAUGGGCGGCCUGACCGUAUUCCAGGACGGCGUAUCUAACCUGGUGCAGAAGGGCUACAAGAAGAUCUCCCCCUUCUUCAUUCCGUACGCCAUCACCAACAUGGGCGGUGCCCUCCUGGCCAUUGACCAGGGCUUCAUGGGCCCCAACUACUCCAUCUCAACCGCCUGCGCAACCGCCAACUACGCGUUCGUUGCGGCCGCCAACCACAUUCGUAACGGCGACGCUGACGUCAUGGUGGCGGGCGGCUCCGAGGCGCCCAUCAUCCCCGUGGGGCUGGGCGGCUUCGUGGCCUGCCGGGCGCUGUCCACUCGCAACGAUGAGCCCGUCAGGGCGUCCAGGCCUUGGGAUUGCGACCGCGACGGGUUCGUUAUGGGUGAGGGUGCGGGUGUGCUGGUGAUGGAGUCCCUGGAGCACGCCACGAAGCGCGGCGCCAAGAUCUACGCCGAGUACCUUGGCGGCGCCGUCACCUGCGACGCGCACCACAUGACCGACCCGCGGUCUGACGGGCUGGGCGUGUCGACCUGCAUCGAGCUGGCACUGAAGGACGCCCGGAUCGAGCGGGAGCAGGUCAACUACAUCAACGCCCACGCCACCAGGCAUGUAGCCACCAGGCGCACGCUGGUGGGUGACAUUGCGGAGGUGAAGGCCAUCAAGAAGGUCUUCCACGACACCAAACACCUCAAGAUGAACGGGACCAAGUCCAUGAUCGGCCACUGUCUGGGGGCGGCCGCCGGUGUGGAGGCCAUCGCUACCCUCAAGGCGAUCGAGACCGGCUGGGUGCACCCGACUCUGAACCAGCACAACCUGAUUGAGGAGGUGGUGGGCAUUGACACCGUGCCCAACGAGAAGAAGCAGCACAACAUCACUGCCGCCAUCUCCAACUCGUUCGGCUUCGGUGGCCACAACUCCGUCGUCGUGUUCGCGCCCUUCCGCGAGUGA
This is a messenger RNA of Volvox carteri f. nagariensis, 1454 nucleotides long. RefSeq lists its product as uncharacterized. Gene Ontology annotation, biological process: fatty acid biosynthetic process. Gene Ontology annotation, molecular function: 3-oxoacyl-[acyl-carrier-protein] synthase activity. The record is from RefSeq and is a predicted model, not a curated record. The transcript has 11 exons. Bases 69 to 1454 code for a protein of 461 amino acids. NCBI's taxonomy places the organism in Eukaryota, Viridiplantae, Chlorophyta, Chlorophyceae, Chlamydomonadales, Volvocaceae.